Messenger RNA from Colletotrichum destructivum, 1644 nucleotides. Its product is annotated as Putative glycoside hydrolase superfamily, asl1-like, glycosyl hydrolase catalytic. Lineage: Eukaryota; Fungi; Ascomycota; Sordariomycetes; Glomerellales; Glomerellaceae. Gene Ontology annotation, biological process: fungal-type cell wall polysaccharide metabolic process. The coding region runs from base 135 to 1106 and encodes 323 amino acids. The transcript has a single exon. The record is from RefSeq and is a predicted model, not a curated record. Gene Ontology annotation, cellular component: fungal-type cell wall.
CCUCCAUCGGCUGCAUCCGAACCAGACUCCAGCGCUUUGAACAUCACACAAGGAUCAUCCCCCACGUUUUACUGCUCUAUUACAGUACUUCACAUCUUAACAACAAGGGAACAAAUCCUUCCCAAACGGCAGACAUGAGACGAACGAGCUGCAGGUCGCUGGCUUCACUAGCCGCAUCCCUUCUCUUCCCCGCAGCCGCCCUCGCACAGCUCGGGCUCUCAUCAAAGCGCGGGCUGGCGUACCAGGGCGACGACCAUGAGGCCGAUAACCAGCUACUCACCUCGGAGUCGUCCCUCAUCAGCUGGUAUUACACCUGGUCGACGUGGCCGACGCCAGGCCUCAACGACUCCGUGGUCUUCCUCCCGCUCGUCCACGGCGUCGACGACGCCUCGGACUCGGGCCUCGUCUCACGCCUCAACGGGCUCCCGGAGUCGUCUACGCAUCUCCUGACCUUCAACGAGCCCGACGGAACCACGUCGUCCGGCGGCAGCAGCAUCGACCCGGAGGACGCCGCGAAGGCGUACCUCGAACACCUCGUCCCGCUCCGCUCCGCCAGCCCGCGCAGUUGGAAUAUCAGCCACCCGGUCGUCACGGGAUCCCCGCAGGGCAUCGAGUGGCUCCAGAAGUUCAACGAGUCGUGCUACGACCUGGACGACGCUGGGUGCCCGACCGAUUUCGUCAGCGUACACUGGUACGGCGACGCGACAGGGCUGCGGAACCACCUCGGCGCGCUGCGCGACUUUUACGACGACUCGGACGACCUUGAGUACUGGAUCACGGAGAUGGCGCUGCCGCAGCAGGACGCCGAGGCGACGCUCGCCAUGAUGAACGAGAGCCUGGCGUACCUGGACGGGCUGGACUACGUUGAGGGCUACGCGUGGUUCGGCGCGUUCCGCGAGGACGAGGCCAACGCGUGGACCGGCGACGCCGUGUCGCUGUUUGACGGCGACGGCGGCCUGACCGAUCUCGGGGCCCUGUACCUCGGCGGCGAGGAGCGGGGGUUCGAGACCGGCCAGAAGGGCGAGGGCAACUUUGCCACCUCUCUGUCGCCGGCCGGCGUGCUUCCGUGGGUGACGGUCUUUGGUGUCAUCGCGGCAUUGUGGUAGACGCCGGGGACUCCUGAAUCCGAUGAAGAGGGAGGAGAACGCGUGUCCUUACGGGGUGGAAGAAUGGGCAACGAGUACAUGGCUAUGAUUCACUUUUCACGUUGCACAUACGUGUGCUGGACACACAAAGCAUGGAGUUUUGAGUAAGGAACGAUACCUGGCCGGAUUUUUUCGGUCUGCAUAUUAUUAUACCACCAUACCCCUAUACAGCAGAUACCAUUAUACAGAACACACUUCAACUACUGUGCCGCCGUGAUAUGCCUCGGUUCACAACGAGCCAGUCCCUUCCACUUCCCCUGGCUUUUAAGAGUAGUCUGUGCCGGUUUUGAUGCUGCAAAAUGGCCUGCCAGUUGCGACUUGUUCAUCAACUUUGGUAGCUGAAGGGCAGCUUGGAAACUAAAGGCUUAGACAAUGUCCAUCGAAACUGACCAACACUCUACAACUCUACUUUUGUGUCCUCGUGGCCAUUGCCUCGGGUGAUUGCCUCUCACUCGUCAUGUAUGGGCCGUUAACUCGGAUGCCGAAACAACCUCGUCUA